GCUUCCACAUCUCAUCUCAGUAGAGGAAGAAACAAUGAAAUGAAAGAGUAAUUAAGUAAUUCAAUUGGGGUUUUGUGUUCGCUCUGCAACAUUCACAAUGCUCACUCUCAUCACGCUCUUUCACCUACUCGUCUCUCUCACCUCCGCCACGGCCACCGCCACUUCCACUUGCCGAUUCUCUUUUCUCGACUCAAACAAGCUUUACAAUUACACUCUCUCUUCUCCCAUUCCCAACUUCCCUCAUGGCAUCCUCAGCGAAGACGGAUUUUACAAAGUGGCAGUAAACGGCACUACCCUUUGGUUUCAGCUAUGCGAUGGAAUGCUUUUCAAUCAUGACCCUCCAACAUGUGCUGACUGCUGGGAUUGUGGAGGACCCAACCGUUGUGGGAUGGAAUGCAAUGCACUUGUGGCAAACAACAUUGGAGGUUAUCAUGUGUGCACAGCCAUUGGACAUGGCCCCAAAAUAGAUAUUGAUGUCAUUGAUAAGAAAAAUCCCCACACUGGUGUCAUUAUUAAAAUGUCUAGCAGUGGCCUCAAGUACAACUGUUCACUGGCUGUGUCUGUGCUUUGCAAUUUAAAUGGAGUACAAGGACCGCACACUCUGGAGAGAUCAGGGGCCUGUGAUUAUGUAACAGAGCUAAAGCAUCCAUCUGGUUGUGCCAUGAUCGUAAAUGUUCAUGGGGGAGGGUGGGGGUGGUUUGUCACCUUACUAAUCAUUGUUUUAUGCCUUUUUGCUGCAUAUCUGCUGGCUGGUAUAGUUUAUCGAUUUUUCUUCCUUGGGAUUCGUGGUAUAGAUGUUAUCCCUAACUUGGACUUCUGGGUCAGCUUGCCUAGGAGAACACAGAGUGUGUGUGCAUCUUUGGUGAGAAAGUUUAAGGGACCAUCCCAAGGUUACCGGAGCUCCUAUUCCCCUGUGAACUUCUGAGAUUAUAUUUUUGAUUUUUGAUUUAUCUGGUAAAUUCAUUACGGAUAAUCUCAGAUAUGAGGUAAACAUGCUGCAGACAAAUGCAGAAAAGCCAUUUUUCAGGUGCUCUCUGAUCAGCCCUGAGCUUCCUUGAUAUGGAACAUUCCGCAGAAACCUGUGAUUCUUGUUCUUACAGUCCCUCCACGAAUUUAAUAUUUCACAUUCUUUUUUCGGUCUCUGAAAGAAAAGGGGGAAGAGGAGGAGGAAGGAGAAAAAAAAAUAUCAUAAAACCAAAAAAAGAAAAAGGCUUGCGUGAUUCUUAAGUUAAAAAAGGGAUUAUAACGAAGCUAAUCCAACAAUUUUUGUUGACAUUCUUUAGUUGAUAAUCAGAUGAUUGAAUGAAAUUGUAACUUGACCUUGUUCCUUUGACAAUUAAUUCAUUCUCGUUUUUUUUUUCUGUUC
Messenger RNA from Abrus precatorius (Indian licorice), 1366 nucleotides. RefSeq lists its product as uncharacterized. Bases 98 to 925 code for a protein of 275 amino acids. The record is from RefSeq and is a predicted model, not a curated record. The transcript is spliced from 11 exons. NCBI's taxonomy places the organism in Eukaryota, Viridiplantae, Streptophyta, Magnoliopsida, Fabales, Fabaceae.